Molecule: messenger RNA, 1302 nt
Organism: Aspergillus puulaauensis
Lineage: Eukaryota; Fungi; Ascomycota; Eurotiomycetes; Eurotiales; Aspergillaceae
Exons: 1
Coding region: 1-1302 (433 amino acids)
Biological process (GO): positive regulation of transcription by RNA polymerase II
Cellular component (GO): nucleus
Molecular function (GO): transcription cis-regulatory region binding; DNA-binding transcription factor activity
Source: RefSeq, a predicted model, not a curated record
AUGGGGAGGAGGGGGCCAGGCAUACUGAAAACUAGUACAGAGACAGGCAAAGCUCGUACAGUGAACAGCCUCGAUAGUGUCCCUUUAACAAACAGAAUCAGUGGGCUAUCAACUUCGCCGUUUGAGCUCGAUGCGACCGAAUCAGUGCUUCUCGACCGCUACGUUCAGAGAUUCUCAACGACUUAUCCCGCCUUCUCAGGGCCUACAAACCCAUUCCUGACCGUUUUGCUACCACUCGCUACGCAGAGCCGUGUUGUACUGGACUCGCUUCUCGCGCUCAGUGCCGUUCAGAGCUGGGAGAACGGAUCAUUCGGAAUGGGUGCAGCAAUGCUGAGGCUGAGGCAGAAGGCACUGGGCGGCUGUCGGCAGCUUCUAUCACAACUCAAUAUGCGUAGGGUUGAACUCAACAGGCCAGCAGGAAUGCACGAUCAAACUAUCAUCCGCGUCUUUGCUAGCUGUAUGCUCUUACUACUUUACGAGAAACUGGCUGGCGAAGGCCAAGAGAACUGGUCCCCUCAUCUCAGCUUCAUCGCCCAGCUCUGCUCCCAGCCCUUAUUCUGGCCUGUGGACAAGGAGUUCGACUUUCUCUUAAGUCUCUUCUGGUACAACGACCUUGUCCGAUCAACUUCAUUACAGACGCCGACUCUCUCGGACUUUUACCUUACCGGGAUCUCGACUCAGCUCUCCCUGGACCGGCUUUCAAGCCCGGGACGCUUCGCUUUCCCUCGCCUUAUCGCGCGUAUUAGUUCCGGGGAUCCAACUGUGACGGACGCAGAUAUUGCCGCCUGGGAUGGACGGCUGGACUGGUUUCCUAGUUUUGCCCUUGUGGCGUCAGGGGAUGCUGAAACUCGUACUCAUUGGGACAAUCGAUAUCUGACGAUGGAUCCCCAUGUCCACUGUGUCAAACAUUUAAUCAAUAACAACGACCCAACCGGCCAUACAAUAAUGUCUGAGCUAUAUCGAAUCUCAGGCAUGGUUUACAGACGACAGUGCGUAAACAUGCCCAUGGAACAAUACUUGUCCAAGAAUUGUCUGGCCCUGUGGGCAGUCCAGUUGGUGCAACUGUUGCCUGAAGGCUCGCCUUUCGAAAGUACACUUCUCUGGCCAAUUGGAAUUGUUGCGAAGGAGUUGAACCUUCUUGAUGAGCCCCAGCGGGCGUAUAUCCUCGCUCGUCUGAAGGCCCUUGAGCGGCAAUUUCGCAUGAAGCACUUUAGCUGCGUGAUAGAUAUGCUCCUCAGAUCCUGGAGGGCAAGUGAUGCAGGUAUAGCAAAUACUAUCAACAGUACAAUCCUACUGGGAUAG